AUGGAGAGAGUCAGGGGGGAAACGCCGUCCAUAGGCACAACCACAAAAACCGCUCGUGCAUCAAUCGAAGAUGUCGAGACCAAACGAGAAAAUGCGCGGAACGCCAACCCUAAAGGUUUCGUCAGUACCAAUCAAGGGAUUGAUAUCAAAGCUGCCGAAGCUGAGUUCGCGGAGCUUCAGCGAGAGUUGACGGGUAUCAGUACGAAGAGCAAGGCGUUAUCUAAAACGCGAACGAAGUCUAAAACCGCCGGCGAAAAGGAUGUAGAGAUGUCGGCAGAUUCAGUUGCUGACACCGAGGCGGAGCAAUUUGAUUUGGAGAAUACCCUCCGAGGUAACAGACAAGCCGAAGAAGACUCUGGCAUUCGUUCAAAACAUAUUGGAGUGUUAUGGGAUGGGCUUACGGUGCGCGGAACCGGAGGCGUGACAAACUUUGUCAAGACAUUUCCAGAUGCAUUUGUCAGUUUCUUCAAUGUGGUUGAAACUGCGAUGAAUAUAUUUGGUGUAGGCAAGAAAGGUAGAGAAACAAAUAUCUUGGAGAAUUUCAGGGGUGUGAUGAAGCCUGGAGAGAUGGUUCUUGUGCUGGGCAGGCCUGGGUCUGGUUGCACAACUUUCUUGAAAGUCAUCGCAAAUCAAAGAUUUGGUUACACAGGUGUGGACGGAGAGGUACUUUACGGCCCUUUCGACGCUCAUGAAUUUUCCAAAAAAUACAGGGGAGAAGCUGUCUACAAUCAAGAGGACGAUGUCCAUCAUCCCACUCUGACUGUAGGCCAAACCUUAGGUUUCGCGCUUGAUACCAAAACUCCGGGAAAGCGCCCACAUGGAAUGUCAAAGGCGGACUUUAAGGAAAAAGUAAUCGACACACUUCUUCGCAUGUUCAACAUCAGUCACACUCGUAAUACGAUUGUGGGCAAUGCUUUUGUCAGAGGUGUGUCUGGAGGAGAAAGAAAGCGUGUCUCCAUCGCGGAAAUGAUGGUCACAAGUGGUACGGUAUGCGCUUGGGAUAACAGUACAAGAGGACUCGACGCUUCGACCGCCCUUGAUUAUGCAAAAUCUCUGCGUGUUAUGACAAACAUCUAUAACACAACGACUUUUGUUUCAUUAUACCAAGCAAGUGAGAACAUUUACAAGCAAUUCGACAAAGUCUUGGUCAUCGAUGACGGAAGAGAGGUCUUCUUUGGACCGACAACUGAAGCGAGAGCCUAUUUUGAAGGUCUCGGCUUUAAGGAGAAGCCCCGUCAAACGACUCCUGAUUUCUUGACUGGUUGUACAGAUGAGUUCGAGCGCGAGUAUGCAACUGGUCGCUCUGCUGCAGAUGCACCACACAGCCCUGAGACAUUAGCUCAAGCCUUUUCGAACUCAAAGUUCUCAACUCGCUUGAGCCAGGAAAUGGACGACUACAAAAAGCAAGUCACCACCGACAAGAAAAUCCAUGAUGACUUUGAGGUCGCAAUUCAUGACAGCAAACGAAAGGGGGCAUCGAACUCUUCCGUGUACUCGAUUCCUUACCACUUGCAAAUAUGGGCUUUGAUGCAGCGACAAUAUUUGAUUAAGUGGCAAGACAAAUUCUCUUUGGUCGUCAGUUGGGCUACUAGUAUCACUGUCGCCAUUGUCUUAGGUACCGUGUGGCUUAAUUUACCCCAAACUUCUGCCGGAGCAUUUACUAGAGGUGGUCUUCUCUUCAUUUCACUAUUGUUCAAUGCCUUCCAAGCGUUUUCCGAAUUGGCAUCCACCAUGUUGGGUAGACCAAUUGUGAACAAGCAUAGAUCAUACACCUUCCAUCGUCCGUCCGCCCUCUGGAUCGCUCAAAUUAUAGUUGACACUGCGUUCUCUGCAGCCCAGAUUCUAUUGUUCUCGAUCAUUGUCUACUUUAUGUGCGGAUUAGUGAGAGAUGCUGGAGCAUUCUUCACUUUCUACUUGAUCAUCCUCAGUGGUUAUCUGGCCAUGACUCUCUUUUUCCGAACAGUCGGAUGUCUUUGCCCUGACUUCGAUUACGCAAUCAAGUUUGCCGCUACCAUCAUUACCUUUUUCGUCAUUACAUCCGGUUAUCUUAUUCAAUAUCAGAGCGAGAAGGUCUGGAUUAGAUGGAUCUACUGGAUCAAUGCACUUGGUCUUGGAUUCUCCGCGUUGAUGGAGAAUGAGUUCAGUCGUCUUAAUUUGACUUGUACAGGCGCAUAUCUUGUCCCAUCCGGUCCAGGUUACAAUAACAUCGAAAACCAAGUUUGUACGCUUGCCGGCAGUGUUGCUGGAUCUAACAUCGUCUCUGGUAGCGACUAUAUCACACAAGGAUAUGGCUACAAACCUUCUGACCUCUGGAGAAACUUUGGUAUUAUCGUGGUUUUGAUCGCUGCUUUCUUAUUUACCAACGCAACACUUGGCGAAUGGGUUUCAUUCGGAGCUGGCGGUAACGCUGCCAAAGUGUAUCAGAAACCCAACAAGGAGCGUGAGGACCUCAAUAAAGCAUUGACCACCAAGCGCGAUCAACGCCGUGCCACCAAGAGUGAAGAAGAAGGUUCAGAAAUCAACAUCAACUCGAAGGCUAUCUUGACCUGGGAAGGAUUGAAUUACGAUGUCCCAACUCCGGCUGGAGAAUUACGUCUUUUGAACAACAUUUUCGGUUAUGUUCAACCAGGUGAAUUGACAGCGCUUAUGGGAGCAUCUGGUGCUGGAAAAACAACAUUGCUUGAUGUUCUGGCCUCAAGAAAGAAUAUUGGUGUUAUUUCUGGUGAUGUUCUCGUUGAUGGUAUCAAGCCAGGUAACUCUUUCCAAAGAGGAACUUCAUACGCUGAACAACUCGAUGUCCACGAAGGUACUGCAACUGUCCGAGAGGCACUUCGAUUUUCCGCCGAUCUCCGUCAACCUUUCGAUGUUCCACAGUCUGAAAAAUACGCAUAUGUUGAGGAAAUUCUCAGUCUCCUUGAGAUGGAAGAUAUGGCUGAUGCAAUCAUUGGAGAUCCUGAAAAUGGUCUUGCAGUUGAACAACGAAAACGUGUGACUAUUGGAGUCGAACUCGCGGCCAAGCCUGAGCUGUUACUCUUCUUGGAUGAACCCACUUCUGGUCUUGACUCUCAAAGUGCAUUCAACAUCGUCCGUUUCUUGAAAAAGUUGGCAAAUGCUGGACAAGCUAUUCUCUGUACCAUCCAUCAGCCUAACGCAGCAUUAUUCGAGAACUUCGACCGAUUGCUCCUUCUCCAACGUGGAGGAAGAUGUGUCUAUUUCGGUGACAUUGGAAAAGAUGCUCACGUACUCCUUGACUACUUCCACAAACACGGAGCGGACUGUCCAUCGGAUGCUAACCCUGCUGAAUGGAUGCUCGAUGCCAUUGGUGCCGGUCAAGCCCCAAGAAUCGGAGAUCGCGAUUGGUCCGAUAUCUUCGCAGACUCCCCGGAACUCGCCAACAUCAAGGAUAACAUUUCCCAAAUGAAGACACGACGUCUCGCCGAUGUAGGCAACAAUGCCCCGGUUGACGAGAGAGAAUUCGCGACGCCUUUACUACACCAACUGAGAGUUGUUCAAGCACGUACCAACUUGGCUUUCUGGAGAUCCCCCAAUUAUGGUUUCACUCGUCUCUUCAAUCACGUUAUCAUCGCCAUCAUCACCGGUCUAGCCUAUUUAAAUCUCGACGAUUCCAAGGUUUCCCUACAAUAUCGUGUCUUCGUCAUCUUCCAAGUGACUGUUCUCCCCGCACUCAUUCUUGCUCAAGUCGAACCUAAAUAUGCUUUAUCUCGCAUGAUCUACUACCGAGAAGCCUCUUCGAAAAUGUACAGUCAAUUCGCCUUUGCAUCAUCACUAGUCGUGGCCGAAAUGCCCUACUCCAUUCUCUGCGCCGUCGGUUUCUUCCUCCCGCUCUACUACAUGCCCGGAUUCCAAUCGAUGUCCACGCGCGCCGGCUACCAAUUCUUCAUGGUGCUCAUCACCGAGCUCUUCUCGGUCACCCUCGGCCAAAUGGUAGCAGCCCUCACCCCUUCCCCCUUCAUCUCGGCACUCGUCAACCCCUUCAUCAUCAUCACCUUUGCCCUCUUCUGCGGCGUCACAAUCCCCAAACCCCAAAUUCCCAAGUUUUGGCGCGCCUGGCUCUACCAACUCGAUCCCUUCACUCGUCUCAUUGGCGGCAUGGUCGUGACGGAACUUCAAGGUCGAGAAGUUAAAUGUACUUCGUCGGAACUCAACCGUUUCAAUGCCCCUGCCGGUCAAACUUGCGGUGAAUACAUGGAAAACUAUUUCUCCGGCGGCGGUAUUGGAUAUAUUGUCAACAACGCCACCAGCGCCUGCGAGUAUUGUGCGUAUAAAUACGGAGAGGAAUUUUAUGAGCCCCUGGGCUUGGAAUUCAAUAAUCGAUGGAGGGAUCUGGGUAUCUUUUUGGCGUUUAUUGGGAGCAAUUUGAUUAUUCUUUUAUUGGCGUCGAGAUACCUCAACUUUAACCGUCGUUAA
This is a messenger RNA of Sclerotinia borealis F-4128, 4428 nucleotides long. Lineage: Eukaryota; Fungi; Ascomycota; Leotiomycetes; Helotiales; Sclerotiniaceae. The record is from the annotation of a GenBank genome assembly.